Schistosoma haematobium is the source of this 1399-nucleotide messenger RNA. RefSeq names its product DnaJ (Hsp40), sub C, member 8. Lineage: Eukaryota; Metazoa; Platyhelminthes; Trematoda; Strigeidida; Schistosomatidae. Gene Ontology annotation, cellular component: nucleus. The transcript is spliced from 8 exons. The record is from RefSeq and is a predicted model, not a curated record. The coding region runs from base 475 to 1206 and encodes 243 amino acids.
AUUAUCAUUACGUAUUAUCAUUAAUCAGCUCCUUAUAUCACCUCGCUCCUUACCACAUUCCCUCACCCGUUGUUUGCCCAAAUAUUUGAUUUCUUACGUGUUUAGCAGCUCGUUAAAUCUAUAUAUCUAUUUACUUUUUUUCGUUCACUCAACUCUGUUCCAUUCCUGAAAUCGUCUAUAGAAUAGCCAACCACUCGAGUGUUCUAUAUAGUGAUAGCUUCUGGUUUUAGUAAUCCCUUGAAUAGAACAUUCAUUUAGAGUGGAUACAAAUCUUCUUUCAAGUAACUGAGAAAAUUAGUAAAACUAGUAUAACAGAUUGGCUAGACUACUCACAUUGGACGAUAUCGAAGACCUGGAACCGUGCUCUGACAUCAAGAAGCGAGCGCGACUGAAGCAUUUCACCUGUGAAAAUUUGCCACAGAAGUAUUGAAUAUUAGAGACGCGGAAAUACAUCUGUAGUGCUACUCAAGUCUAAUGUCUACGAAUCCUGGACCUAAUGAGUUGUUUUCAACAUUUUAUGAAGAAGUCAAGGCUAUUGAGAAGCGAGAUUCAGUAUUAACCCCGAAGCAACAAAUAGAUAGACUUAAUCGGCCUGGAUCAACUUAUUUUAAUUUGAAUCCAUAUGAUGUUUUACAAGUGGAUCCUGAUGCAGCAAUGGCUGAUAUAAAAAAGAAAUACAGACAGCUAUCUCUGCUUGUACAUCCGGAUAAAAACCCAGAUGAUAUUGAAAGAUCUCAGAAAGCUUUCGAAGCUGUAAACAAGGCUUACAAGACUCUGGAUGACCCCGAGACUUCCCGCAAAUGCAAAGAAGUAGUGGAGGAAGCGAAAGAUCUUGUUGAACAAAUGAUGGUUGAAAAACGGAAACGUGUUAAAAAGACAAGCGGAUCUAUUACGAUUGAAGAAGAUGACCCUGAAAAGCGGCGUCAUGCCAUAUAUGUGCAAACAUGCAAACUGUUCGCUGAUCUUGAGAGAUUAAGGGUGGAAGAAGAGCAAAAACAGUGUUCAGAAAGAAAACGCAAAGCUGAAGAGGAGGAGGAAGGAAGAAAACUCAUGGCGUAUGACAAAGAGUGGAAAAAGAAUUAUGAAGAAAGUCGUGUUAAUCGUGUUGCAAGUUGGCGAGAUUUCAAGGCGAAAAAGUCCAAAACGUCAAAAGGUAUAGGCGGUUUAAAACCACCGAAAACAAAAAUGGAACAAAGACCCGGUUAACAAAACAGGAUCUUCAAUACGUAUAUUUCUAUCCGCUUUGUAGAAAAAAAAAUAACUAUUUGUAAAAAAGAAGUAUUCUCCUUGCAACUCAUAUUAUUGUCAUACUAGUUAUGUACUAUCAUUUUGAUCACUUCUUGCCCUCUGUGUAUAUGUAUCAUUUCAAAUGAAAACAAAACAAUUUCGUAAAUCCAAA